Messenger RNA from Ceutorhynchus assimilis (cabbage seed weevil), 2733 nucleotides. NCBI's taxonomy places the organism in Eukaryota, Metazoa, Arthropoda, Insecta, Coleoptera, Curculionidae. The record is from the annotation of a GenBank genome assembly.
AGCAGUGUUCAUCAACACACACACACACACAAGUGUUUUUGUUUGGUAAAGAAGUUCUUCGUGGCAGAGUGCAAUAAUUUUCCGAUUUGCGCGACCGUUUUCCGUUGAUUUUUCCUGAAUCUUGCAGGAACCAGUUCGGGAAUCCGAGAAGGCAGUUCAGUGUAAAUUGCAGACAAUUCGGAUGAUUUCCAAAAUGAAGCCGUUUUUUUCCACUGCAUGCUGAAUUGCUUCAGGUGUGACGGGUCCGCAUGGCCCGCGGUGUCGCCCGAGCGCCGUUCGCCAUCAGCUGUCCCGCCUAUCGCCAUGGUGAAGACGUUCCAGGCGUACCUGCCGCCCCAGUGCCAUCGCACUUAUUCGUGCAUCCACUGUCGCGCCCAUCUAGCCAAUCACGAUGAACUUAUCUCAAAGUCAUUCCAAGGCUCCCAGGGUCGAGCGUAUUUAUUCAAUUCAGUAGUUAACGUUGGAUGCGGUCCAGCUGAAGAAAGAGUUCUACUGACAGGAUUGCACGCUGUAGCUGACAUAUACUGUGAAUGUUGUAAAACUACUUUAGGGUGGAAAUAUGAGCAUGCAUUCGAAUCGAGCCAGAAAUACAAAGAAGGCAAGUUCAUCAUCGAACUGGCCCAUAUGAUCAAAGAGAAUGGAUGGGACUGACAGUACGAAUAGUGGUACCGUCACAAUGUACAGCGCCACCUGUAAUAGACUCGCGCUAAAUGCGAAUUUUUGUUUUUUGGACUGGACCUAGGAAAGAAUCUUUUUUUUUUUAAAACCUUUUCAAGUGAGAACAAAAAGACUAAAUCAAAGACACUUUAUCGUGCAAAGUGGAUAUAUGACGUCAAAUCGUAAACAGUUUUUUUAGGGAAGUAUGGGGUUUUAGUGGGCGAUUCCAAUUGUCAGUCAAUAAAAACUUUUUAGGUUUGAUUGUCCCCUGUAGCAAUUCGCCAUUUUAUUUUUUUCCCCCCAGCUAUGUAUUCAAAUUAUAUACAGACUAGGUACCUUGUUGCUACACUUUUUUGAAAUGUUUCAUUUCAUUUUUCUGUAUAGAAUGGGAACAAUAAAUGCAUGCAACGUAUGUAUCGUAUAAAAACUAAGUGCAGAACUUGAGACACAUCACAUAGGAAAUUAGAAAGUAUUUUUUAUAAGGCUGAAAAUUUUACUAUUGAUUGCGGAGGUUAAAAUUUUUCGUAAAUAUUCAUUUUUAUUCUUAGACAAAAGAAGCUCAAAAUUUAUCGAAAAACAUAAUAUUUUUAUACUGGACUCUGCAAAAAAAAAGAAAAUCAAAUAUUUUAUUAAAGACGCUGUGAUGUUUCUUAAUUAAUGCAAAAGGAGACUUUGUAAAGUAGAUUUAGAACGUGAACUUGAGCUCUGGAAGCACUCUGUGUUAAGAACGAAUUUUGUCUGUGUUAAUGUCUGUGGUACAAAUGAAAGAAUCUUGAUUUUGUUUUGUAAUUACCACUUGUCGCGCUUCGAAAAAAGGUUUUGCAUAGAUACGGAAUGUGUAAUUUUUAUAAAUGUUGAUGUAUAUUAUGAGAAAUUGUUAGUGGAACAGCAAGAAUUUGAAUACACUCAUAGUUCAAUAUAAAUGUAGGUAUUAUUAGUGGAGUGCAAUUAUGUUUGAAUCUUGAAACCCAGUUAGACUUUCCACAUAGAUCCAGAAUAGAUUCUCAAACACAAGAUUUUCACCUCAAUAGUGUCUUAUUGUGUUUUAGUUACCAUUACAUACAAGUUUGUGUGUAAAACUUCUUACUACACUCGUAGGUAAUAAGUAAUAAUACACAAACAGCACUAGUUAAAAGUAAAAUGUUUUAAAUUGGUAUAACUGGGUUUCUCUAUGUCUAAUUCUGCACUACAUUAAAAAUUUAAUGAGCUCACUUGACGGUUUUGGUUUGUUUUAAUGAAAUAAGGCCCUUAACAAAAAUUAGUGUCCUAUUUAUACUUGAUCUCUUGCGUUAAUAAUUUUUCUUUCGCCAAUAAAAAUUAUACACUUCAUAAUAAACUUAAUUGUAAUCGCAUAAUUAUAUUCAAAUAUUUUUGUAUUUAACGUAAUAAUCGAUAUUGUAAUGAUAAAAAUUGUAAUCGCAUUAAUUAUAAUAUAGGGACUUUUGUCUCAAUGAAAACAACAAUAUUGUAGUGUAUAAGUUUGUUUAUUUGUGAUAGUCUUUUUGUGAUAUGUUUUUCGUGAAUGGGAAAAAUUGCAUUAAAUUCUCAACUCAAGCCCUUUUUUAGUGUUUUAACUUUUAAAGGAAUGCGUAUAAUAAUUAAUGUAAUUUUUCUUUUAGUUUAAUUUUAAUUUAGAUUUGUUCCAACUUUGUUGAAUAAUAAUAUUCUACAAGUUUGGAACAUACUAAUUUUUUAAGUAAAAAGAAAAAUGUUAGGCGUUAUAGGCAUCACGCGUACGUCACUCACACACGGUUUUCAUAAUCAUACUGCCAGUAGGUGUUUAGAUAUUAUGGUGUCAUACGUAAGAAUUAUCCCAUUUUUUUUAGGGCUGUUGGAUCAGCGACUUGUUAACUAACCAAAUGUUUAACAAGUCAUCGAUCUAGGCUUCAGUUUUUUCAUUGAUUGAGGAAACUGGCCUUAAACUAAUUAUAUAUUUAUGAUAAAUAAUACUUUUGUUUUGUUAAAAAUAAGUAUUUAGCGGUUAAGAGUGUUUUUAUUUUAUUUUGUAAAACCUAUGGUUUCUUUUUUUAAAAUUUUUAGUUUAUUGAAUUAAUAAACUUGUAAUUAAAUAACAUA